This is a messenger RNA of Schizophyllum commune H4-8, 736 nucleotides long. RefSeq lists its product as uncharacterized. Bases 196 to 627 code for a protein of 143 amino acids. Lineage: Eukaryota; Fungi; Basidiomycota; Agaricomycetes; Agaricales; Schizophyllaceae. The record is from RefSeq and is a predicted model, not a curated record. The transcript is spliced from 3 exons.
GCGAGUGCGCCGGAUUCCGAUCCUUGGCUAGCCUAUGCGGCGGAGAAGACGUUCACUGAGAAGGCGGUCGUCGAGUUUGGGGAAAAGCACCCCGAGAUCGACAUUUCGAUCGUCGAGCCUCCCUUCGUCUUUGGGGCCUAUGCGCCAGGAUUUGAAGCCCUCGUGCCCCCGAACAGCCCUCAGAGCCUGUCAACCAUGGCAUUCAUCUACCGCUUGCUCCAGCCGGAUACAAAAGACUUCAUGCCUCCGUUCGGCUACGUGGACCUGCGCGAUGUCGUGCGCGCUCAUAUCGCCGCGAUGGAGAUUGACACCAGUGCCCUUCCCGUGCACGAGCGUCGCUUCGGCAUCUUCGCGCCGUACGACACGGACGCGAAGGAGGCCAUUGAGUACGUGGCGCAGCAGCGGCCGGAGCUGAAGGACAGGCUGGCGACGCCCCAGAGCCACUGGGGGGCACGGCAGACUUUGUUUGGAGGAGCAGAGAGGGCGCGCGUCGAGAAGACCUUGGGUUUUCGUCUGGCUGAGCGUUACAGCUGGAAGGAUACUGUGCUUGACACCGUCGAUGCACUCAUUGCUCUGGAGAAGAAGUGGAAGGGGGAGACUGGCAUCAGGGAUUCGGGGGUUUUCUGAUAUGCCCUUUUAGCAAUGUUCAGGUUCAACCAUCAUUGAUCUCGCUGGCCAUGCGCUGCCACGGCGUGGCCAUGGACUCACCACAAUGGGUAUUCUCAUGUUAGGCCUU